Molecule: messenger RNA, 591 nt
Organism: Aspergillus brunneoviolaceus CBS 621.78
Lineage: Eukaryota; Fungi; Ascomycota; Eurotiomycetes; Eurotiales; Aspergillaceae
Exons: 1
Coding region: 172-555 (127 amino acids)
Source: RefSeq, a predicted model, not a curated record
UGUGUUCUUUUCUGAUUUCUUCAUGUCUGAGUGUACGCCUCUGUGCCACAUAUUGCAAGCAAAUGUCGGCAAUUGUAUGUGAUAGCACCACAGCAUCAUUGACUCUCAUCAGCAGUUGUAACUCAAUUUGAUUUAGCAUUCAAUGGCAUUUAGUAAGUGGCAUUGGUAUCCAUGAUGCGCCUCAAAAUAGCUUUCCUGUUUUCUACGUUAUUCUCAUUUCCUCGGCGUCAUCACAAAAAUCUCUCGACCGCUCGGUUUCUUUCCCGACCACCCUGUGUCCGCUUGUGGUCUAGCGCGUCACCGAUGCUCCAAGAAACGCAAUUAACGAAGAUGAUGUCCUCUCCGCACCAUACUCUCCAUCCACCCUUUCACUACUGUGCUAAGGUAAAGACGAUCCCGUGGCUCGUUCCAGUAAUGUCCAUCGAGAUCAUUCCAUCCAAUUUUCAGAACAGAUGUACACAGCCCAGUCGUUGCCUGCGUCAAUGUUUGUCCGCGCAAACACUCGACGAGAUGCGGGAUGGAAUGCGGGUGUCAGAAGCGGCAAAUUCCCAAUAAGGCAUCGGGGACUUGGUUCCGGGGCGCGUCAAGCCU